Messenger RNA from Ipomoea triloba (trilobed morning glory), 984 nucleotides. RefSeq lists its product as uncharacterized. Lineage: Eukaryota; Viridiplantae; Streptophyta; Magnoliopsida; Solanales; Convolvulaceae. The transcript has 6 exons. The coding region runs from base 86 to 766 and encodes 226 amino acids. Gene Ontology annotation, cellular component: chloroplast. The record is from RefSeq and is a predicted model, not a curated record.
UUCUGCGCUUUUGGUUUUGGACUCUGCAUUUUUACCGGUUCUGGAAACUGGAGAAUAUUGACCGUUGAGCCUUUAACCGUCUACCAUGUCGCCGCCAGGUGUCUUCCUUAUCUCCUCUUCCGCCGUCGCUCCACUCCCGCCAAAACCCCCCAAUUCACCACCGCAGCUCGAUGUCAAGCUGAUCUCCCGCCGCAACGCCGUCGUUUUACUCUCCUUUGUCGCUCCCCUGUUUCCUGCUCUCCACCAUCCUUCCCCGGCGUCCGCAUUCUCGCUCGGCAUCUCAGGACCAAAGCAGUGGCUUAAAGAGCAGAAGAAGAAGUCCGCUAAGUUCCUAUUGGCUCCUGUUGAUGCCUCUCGCAAUAGCCUCCAGGCUGCGUAUCUUUUGCUUAUGAAAAGUGGAACAGAAUUUAGUGAAAAGGAAUUGGAUGAAAUUCAGAGCUUACUAAAGUCUGCUGCUAGGGAUUGCGUCCCUCAAGAUAGGAAUUCUUUCGUUCAGUUUCAAUCCAAAACUGGAGUCGAGGUCUGCACGUUUCAGCUGGUCGUGAACAACGCUUCUUCUUUACUUGAUGACAAGGAUCCCAUAAAGUUGGAAGCUGAAUCUAAGCUCACUGAUGUAAUAAGGUGCUUUGCUUCUCUGAAUGGCAUGACAAGUGAACUCGAUAUUCAAGUUGCUUCCAACAGACAGAAGAUAGCAGAUGCACUUAUGGAUACAGUAUCUUCUCUCAACAACUUUGAGCAGGGUGUCAAGGAUUGCCUUGAAACUUGAUUACUUAAACUAUGAGUAAAGGAAAAUAGAUGAAAAUUUCCAAUAUUUGGCAAAUGCUUAUUGUUUUUAAAAUUUGGCAGAUGGCAUCUGUCCUUAUAGCUCUGGCAAUUGAAGAAAGUAACUUAAACUAGGUCCUAUCUCCCACUGAAACCUUCUUAUUAUUUUCCCUAUCUGUUUGGAUUUCUCUUAUAUUAAUAUAAACUCUAUUAUUAUUUUCA